AUGGAGGUGAAGAUGGAGGUACUCCGAAAGAAUGCUACUUGUAACUUUGAUUUGGAAUUCAUAUAUAUUCUUAGCGGAUGGGAGGGUUUAGCUCAUGACUCCAAACUGUUACAUGAUGCUGUAAAUUUUUUUCUAGUGGAUUGUGGAUUUGCAAAUCGUCGUCAAUUUUUAGCUCCGUUUCGAGGUGUUCGAUAUCAUCUCCAAGAUUUUGCUGGUAACGAUCGUGAUCCCGUAAAUGCGAAUGAGUUGUUCAAUCUUCGACAUGCUUCCUUGAGAAACGUAGUGGAGAGGAUAUUUGGUGUAUUUAAAUCUCAAUUUACAAUUUUCAAGUCCGCACCUCCAUUUCCAAUUAAAACACAAGCAAAGUUAGUGUUAGCUUGUGCAGGGUUGCACAACUUUCUUCGCAAAGAGUGCCGUUCUGAUGAAUUUCCAAUCGAACAAGAAGAUGAUGAAUCUGAAGAUGAAGAAAAUGAUGAUGAACUAGGUAAUCAAACUCAAGAGCAACAACGACAGAUUACUAAUGCAUGGAGAGCUGGCAUAGCUACAAAUAUGUGGACAUAUGCUAUGAGUGAUAGCAUUCAAAGAUGA
Malus domestica (apple) is the source of this 588-nucleotide messenger RNA. Lineage: Eukaryota; Viridiplantae; Streptophyta; Magnoliopsida; Rosales; Rosaceae. The record is from RefSeq and is a predicted model, not a curated record.